Adineta steineri is the source of this 332-nucleotide messenger RNA. Lineage: Eukaryota; Metazoa; Rotifera; Eurotatoria; Adinetida; Adinetidae. The record is from the annotation of a GenBank genome assembly.
AUGGACAAGAUCCUCAUAUCUGAAGAUCGUUAUGGACGAAAGCAAAAUCAUUUUGAAGAUGAUGAUUUAAUUGAUCGUCUUAAUAGUCGAUAUACAGUUAUGGUGUUAAUGUUGUCUCAAUUUUCCGGUACACAUAAUGCUUAUACAAACAGUAUUUGUUGGUUAAAAGGAUCCUAUUAUCUACCAACUGAAGAAAUUACAAUUCCUGAUCGAUCAAAGCCUAGACCUUACCAUAUGUCUUAUUAUCAAUGGACACCAUUUAUUCUACUUGGCAUGGCAAUGUUUUUUCUUCUUCCUAAAUUUAUUUGGCAUGUAUUUACACGAAAAGGUGG